Messenger RNA from Ictalurus punctatus (channel catfish), 6372 nucleotides. It is a transcript of the gene dnmbp, whose product is annotated as dynamin binding protein. The coding region runs from base 330 to 5351 and encodes 1673 amino acids. Gene Ontology annotation, cellular component: cytoplasm. The record is from RefSeq and is a predicted model, not a curated record. Gene Ontology annotation, biological process: intracellular signal transduction. The transcript is spliced from 17 exons. Gene Ontology annotation, molecular function: protein binding; guanyl-nucleotide exchange factor activity. NCBI's taxonomy places the organism in Eukaryota, Metazoa, Chordata, Actinopteri, Siluriformes, Ictaluridae.
GUAGCGCCCCAGAGGGUGGUGAUGUGAGUAUGGAGAGCAGGAACAGGGGAUCAGCCUGUUGGAUCGGGAUGACAGCUGAUCCCUGUGCAACGCAGAAGCCAAACUCAGGGACUCAUCUGCAGCGGCUGAACACAUCGCUGACACGACUGCAAAGAUUUUCCACUACUUAACUGUUCCAGACUUGAUUUAUGAAUGGAAGAAAGCGGCAAGCGAUCAAACUGUAAAUAAGUGGAAAGUGGACUUUCACGAAGCCCACCAGCAAACCAAACCAAACCAAAACACCCUGCCUAUACCCAGGUCCUUCUUUAUCACACAGGUAAUGAGUGAACAUGGAGGCAGGCUCUGUGGUGCGUGCCGUGUUUGAGUUCCUGCCCAGUGUCUCAGAGGAGCUUCCUCUCUUUGCCGGUGAUGUUGUUGAAGUCCUUAGCGUAGUGGAUGAGUUUUGGUUGCUCGGGAUCAAAGAUGGAGUCUCAGGUCAGUUUCCUAGCACCUUUGUUGAAUCUGUCACUGUUCCCCCUACGAAAGCAGGAGAGCAACUCUAUGUGUGUAUCAGUGACUUCAACUCCUCUGAGCCAGACAGCCUGCCCCUGAAGAGAGGUGAUGUGGUGGCUGGAGAGGGCAAUGUAGACGCAGGUUGGCACAGGGGUCGGAAUGCCUGGGGCUCACGUGGACUUUUUCCCUUAUCAUGUAUGAAGGAGCUGGAGCUAUCAGGCCGCUCUAGGCAGCUGAGUGAGCGCAGUGCGGCUGCCCAGGAUUCUGAGUUGCCUCCUUAUGCUCUUGGCCAGGGUCGUGCUCUCAUGAGCCUGCACGCCCAGCUGGAUGAAGAGCUUGACUUUCGUGAAGGUGACAUCAUCACUAUAGUGGGUAUGCCUGAGCCAGGUUGGUUCCAGGGUGAGCUGGAAGGUAGGACAGGAAUCUUUCCUGAGGGUUUUGUAGAGCUGCUUGCACCUCUGCGCUCACUCCAGUCUGCCAAGCCUAUCAGCCUCGGUCAGGAGCACUAUCCCCCCUGCAGAGUGGAUGAAGAGGAGGAAAAGGAGGCUGAAGAAGAAGAGGAGAGAGUGAAGGACAUUGUAGAAAUGCAGACCCAGGAAGAACAUGAAGAGGAAGCUGGUGUGUAUGGAAUCGCCCUGUAUGAGUUCCGAGCUCUGGAGCCUGGGGAGCUAGACUUUGAUGUUGGAGACAGGAUACAAAUACUCAGAACACUAGAGGAUGGCUGGCUUGAGGGGCAGUUGCGGGGCAGAAGGGGAAUUUUCCCCCACCGCUUUGUUAAGAUGGAGGAACAUUUAGAGGAACAAGUGCCAUCUGUAAGUGAAAAAAACGGCACCUCUGACAAAGAGGAAGGGGACAGUUAUGCUUCUGAGUAUAGUUGUGGUCAAGAAGACCAAGCUUUACUGGCACAUGAUCAGGAUAGAAGAAGCCAUGAGGACUACACUGUGUGGGAUCUGGACUACUUUGAGAGAAGAGAAGAAUGCAGAGAGCCUUGUUUGAGAGACACACAGUCAGAAAUCUGUCAGGACAGAACAACCGUUCAGAGGCUGCCUCCUAAUCAGCCAGGUCCCAGGAGACAAGAGAGGCCACCACCACCACUUGUCCAUCCCAGUACACCUGGCAAUUCAGGCUCCAGGCCACUCCAGAGAACUAAUUCAGGAAAUCUGAUUCCACCCAGACCACAGCUGCCUCCUCGUCCCUGCCUCCGCAACAGGCAGAUCAGCACCAGCAAUCACAGCAGCCCUCCUGAACCACCACCUGUUCCCAGCACCAGGAACACUAGCCUUAACCGACCUAAUAGAAUCUCUUCAAGUCUUCAGAGCAAUUCCUCCUGGACCAGGAACAAAGGCUACUACGCCUCCCAUGACAGCAGAAACCCCUUCAACAGCAGAAGAUCAGACAGUCAAGCGAAGAGCAGACAGAAGAAGUUGACCCGCCAUGCAAGUAUCAGUGAUGCUGACCUUGGAACUUAUGGGCAUGAUGAGCAUAAUAUAUGGUCUCAGGAGAAGGGCACUAAUGGGCUGCCGACCUCUCACACAUUAGGCUCUUUGUCUGGUGACCUGGAAGCCAAGCUGACCCAGCAGCUGCUGGAGUUUGAGAAGAGCCUUCCAGGCAGUUGUACAGAAAGUGAGGAACAGUCCAUGAAAAACAGUCAAUCUAGAGACAUGUUUUCCCGCCACUUUUCUAUCAUGGACUACAGUAACGAGAGUGACAUCAUCAAAGGCUCUUACCACUACUUGCCCCAUGAUUCACCAUCCUCUAGCCCCAACUCCUCUCUAGAAAGACGGAAAACACGGCGCCCCCCUCCUCCUCGUCCCAGGAUUCUUAGACCACCAGCACCUCGUAGUUCUCAUGGUCACUCUUCUCUUAGCAAUGGUCAAGUUCCUCAACAGCCCCACAGGCCAAUUCGACAAGCUCCACGGCCACCUCCACCUUGUCCCCGACCACCUGUGCAGCCCUCCAACCUCUUGGUCUCAACAGAGGAUGAGGAGGGUACACAGGAGGAAAAGGUUGAGGAGGCUGAAGAUGCUCUAGAGAGGGAGAGAGACAUUGAGCAAGAGAGGGAAAGAGAGCAGGAACAGUACAGACUUCUCCUUAGACUUGAGGAAGUUGAAAGAGACAUUGACAUGUACACACACACAGCACAUGAGUUAAGUGCCAUGCUAGAAGACGAGGGAGAGGAGGAUGAAGUGGCCCAUCAGCAGGCCUUGGAGAAUCUGGAGUUCUGCAACUACACUGUGGAGACACUGACACUGGAGAAGCAGCAGUUGCAAGAGAUGACGCUACUGUCGGCCCAGCCUAAAUCUCUAGAACCAGUUCCAGCCUCUGCAGCCACCACUGAGGAUCCUGAGCAAAGGAUGCUAGAGAAAAGGUCAAAGGUCAUAGCAGAGCUCCUGCAGACUGAGAGAGAUUACAUCAAAGACCUGAACAUGUGUAAGACAGAAAUCAUCCUACCCCUACAGAGAAAACAGGCCCAGAAUGUAGACUUUGAUGGGCUCUUUGGCAACAUCGACUCUGUAAUUGAUCUCUCCACACGUCUUGAAGAAGCACUUCAGGACACUGACUCGAUAGGAAAAGUGUUCCUGGACUUCAAAUCAGAACUGGAGGAGGUGUACAAGGUCUAUUGUCAGAAUCACGAUGAUGCCAUCGCCUUGCUGGAGUCCUAUGAGAAAGAUGAAAAUAUUCAGAAACAGGUGCUGGAGUGCCUGGAGAACCUCAGAACGAUAUACCAUGGGUGGGGGAAGACUAACUACAUAAACCUGGGUUCAUUUCUGAUAAAGCCUGUGCAGAGGGUGAUGCGUUAUCCACUGCUGCUCAUGGAGCUUUUGAAUGCCACACCAGAGUCGCACCAUGAUAGAAAGCAGCUUGCAGAUGCAAUGUCAUCCAUCAAAGAAAUCAACGUCAACAUCAAUGAGUACAAAAGAAGAAAGGACCUGGUGGUAAAGUACCGGAAAGGAGACGAGGACAGACUCAUUGACAAGAUCUCCAAACUAAGCAUGCACUCUAUCAUCAAGAAGUCAAACAGAGUGAGCAGUCACCUUAAGCACCUGACUGGAAUGGCACCACAGCUCAAAGAUGAAGCAUUUGAUGAGGCAGAGAAGCGAUUCAGACUCCAGGAGAGAUUAAUCAAGUCCUUUAUCAGGGAUAUCUCUCUUUAUUUGCAACACAUACGGGAGUCAGCCUCUGUGAAGGUGCUGUCAGCCAUCAGCUUCUGUGAUAUCUACACAGAGCGCCAACAGCAGCUGGGUCCUGAGCGCUUCCAGAGAGCCCAUCGAUGCAUCAGUGACAAGCAGUUCACUGAAUUUAAGGAGAGGACAGAGGCUCUGGUCAUCUCUCCCCUCACCCAGCUGCUUUCCAUGUUUGCUGGUCCACACAAGCUGAUCCAGAAGCGAUUUGACAAGCUGCUUGACUACAAUAACUGUAAGGAGCGAGCAGAGAGGUUGAAAGACAAGCGUGUACAGGAAGAGCUGCAAGCAGCGAGGAAUAACUAUGAGGCCCUGAAUGCCCAGCUGCUGGAUGAGCUUCCCAAAUUUCUUCGUGCUGCUGAGGAGCUCUUCACCAACUGUAUGCAAGGCUUUGCCCAGGCACAGAGAGACUUCAUGUUUCUCACACUGGGAGAGCUCACUCCACUCCUGCAGCUGUCCGGUAUAGGAGGCACGGAAGGGAACCUGGUGUCACUGUUUCAGGAAGAACACAGCCGAGUGCUCCAGCUUUUACAGAGCUUCAGCUUCUUCCCAGAGAACCUGCCCAUGCCACGCAAAGCCUACGAAAAGAAAACCCUGGAGAAACAGACUCCCAAGAAGCAGCUUCUAAGCCCUCCAAACUGCAUAAUGCAGACAGAUCAGCAUCGCACAGGGUUACUUGCUCUCUACGGCCCAGAGAAACUUUUCCAGGCUGAAAGGAAUUUUAAUGCUGCACAGGACCUCGAUGUGUCCAUACUGGAGGGGGACAUAGUGGGAGUCAUCAAACAACAAGACCCCAUGGGCAGUCAGAAUCGCUGGCUAAUAGAUAAUGGCGUCACAAAGGGCUUUGUUUACAGCUCCUUCUUAAAGCCCUAUAAUCCACGACAGAGCCAUUCAGAUGUUUCUAUUGAGAGUCACUCUUCCAUUGAGUCAGGAUAUGGUGGCUCCUCCCCUGUGUUCUCACGGCAAAACAGCAACAGCACACUGACAUUCAACCAUGAGACAUCUACCGUCAGCUUCUCUUCGGGCCACACUCAAAACCAUGCAACGCUACGCCCGUCUCAGGACUCUGACGUCUCCCACAGGAUUCCCCACAUCGAUACUCCAUCACCAAGCUAUUUUCCCACCAAUCAGAGGGAUACCCUUGACUCCACCUACCGGAAUUCCUCCAAUCAGAAAGAACUGUCUGAGACUGCUGUUCGUAAUGCUGCCAAUCACAGGGAUUAUUCUGAGCCUUUGUACCAAAAUCCCACCAAUUACAGAGAUUCCUCUGACUCCAGUCACACUACACCAACUAAUCAUAGAGACCCCUCCGACUCUUCAGAGACAGACUCUUGUUCCUCCAAUAAGAGCUCUAGACAUGAUGCAUCUCAGAGGCACACAGCCUACAGCUCUCAGCAGAGACAGAACGGCGAGUAUUCAGUGCAGAAAAGGAGGCCUCAGUACUCUGCUGAUGAGUAUAUAGAGCCUGACCAUGAGCUGGAUGGGCAUCAGAUAUAUUAUGCUCUUUAUUCAUUCAAUGCACGCUGUGCAAAUGAGCUGAGCAUUUCGGCAAAUCAGAGAGUUCGAAUCCUAGAGUUCCAAGAUAUGAAUGGCAACCAGGAGUGGUGGCUGGGUGAGGCUGGAGGACGGCGGGGCUAUGUACCUUCCAACUACAUCCGCAAGUCCGAGUACACCUGAGCAUCAUAGCUGUAUGAGAGGCAGAGAUAUAUCCAGCUACCACCACAAAUAAGCUGAGCUGCAGAUCCACGUGGAAGAAAGGACAAUGUUGUGCUUUUACACUGUGAGAGAUGGGUUGAUGAGGUGAAUGAGAAAACUGAUCACUGCUGCUUUUGGGAAUAAAAUGUGACUCUACAUGACUGCAUUUACUGACUUUCUUUUAUAUUCAGUUUUGGACUUUUACCUCUGAUCUCCACAUUGUGGCAUUCUUGAAGAGCAAUUAACACUUUGCGUUUUUGAGUUUGGAGUAAGAAUGGGAUGACUUGUGUGAAAGCAUGCAUUAUGUUUGAAUGAACUAUGAAUGCCUGCAUAGGAGCAGGGCAGAAGAAGUCUAAUAAUUAUGCUAGCACUUACCUGGUUUGCUAAUGGAAAAAUAGAUCAUGAAGUAAAUGAAAUAUAAUGAAGUGUUAAAACCUGUGUUGGAUAUGUGAGCAUAACACUGGCAUGAACCAUUACCAGAGAAAGUAAAGUAAUGAGAAAGUAUGGGUGCAUGUUCUCUGGGAGAAAGCAGUGAUUUGAGCAUGGCAUUUUGGAAACAUCUAGACUUGCUUGUCAGACAAUCAGGCACAUCCCUUAUUCAAAUGUGUAUGUGAACACAAGUGUGCAAAUCUUCCAAAAACUCAGAACAAGACGCAAUAUAUGCUGAACAAUAUUUGAGAAUCCAAAUAAAAUGUGAGAGGUGUCUUUUAUAAAUACAAUACUCCCAUAAUUUUGUACUUUUUCACUUUUUGAAUGCAAUGUUCCCUACAGUGACCUGUAAUUGGGUUUUAGGAGCCAAAGCCACAUAGGAGUUUGAUCAAUAGUGAAUUCAUCCAUUGAGGCCCUAGAGGUCCUUUUGAUGCAUGCCACUUACCUUAACAUGCUAUUGAUGACUUUUCAUCAUAUUCAUCUCUGAUGCUGUAUAGUAACCAUGUAUGUACUGUACUCCAGUCACAAGCAUCUAUUUCUUUCUCAUUUGAAUAAAACUUGUAGGAAAAACUAA